AUGUCAAUUGUGAGGAUAACAAGCCAUAAUGAGAAUAUUUAUAACAUUGAAUUGCCAGACGAGAAGAAGAUCUCAGCGAAGAAAGCAAUUAUUUUUCCUCUCCAUGAUGUCAGGUAUCAAUCUAAAUUCAAGAAAUCAAUUUGCGAAGCUGAGAAGGAAUUGAAAAGUAAUAAAUUUAUGCAGCACAAGACAUUUGGUCUCCCCGAAGAAGCAUCAAAUGUGACAGCAGAUAAAUUUCUUAUGAAAGACGAUGGAAUUGCUCGACAUUACAUUCGUCCCAAGACAAGUCAUCCAAAAUGUGAAUCACGUCGACCACCUGUACCGAAACAUGAUGAGCUAAACGUAACUGCAUCUAUGAUGAAUUUAUCUGAGAAGAACUUUAAGGUAAUCAACAUUAAACGUGCAAAAUCAGCAGUCAUUAGGAAUCCACCAGGUCCAAAAUGCUUCGAGCAAAAGUCACCAGUUUACAUCUACAUGCCAAAAUUUGGAACGACACCAAAAUAUUUAGAAAAAAGGAAGGAACAAAUGACAGAAAUGAAAGAAAUGACACAACGGCAAAAGGAACGAGCAGAACGAGAAGAAUUGAUGAGGAAAAUUCGAGAAGUUACCCAACCAGAGAGGAAAAAAUUGUUGGAAGGACUCAAGCAUAAUUGGCAUAAAAUGCAAGAAGAGUAUCAGAAGAUGCCAUUACUUAUUGAUUCCGUACCGAAAAUGAUACGAAAAACGAAAUUGGAAAAUAAUUUGAAGAGUCUCGAGAAUGACAUUUGCUUGCUUAAUACGAAUUCAAGUCGCAUAUUUGUUGUUCCAAAUUAA
Molecule: messenger RNA, 813 nt
Organism: Chironomus riparius
Lineage: Eukaryota; Metazoa; Arthropoda; Insecta; Diptera; Chironomidae
Source: the annotation of a GenBank genome assembly